ACUUCCCUGACAUCUAGACCAAUUGUUAUUUAUUGAAACCUAACUUAAAAUUUAUAUAUUGUAUAAGUUCACAACAAUGGACCAAGUAACAAAAUUUAUUUCUAAAAAUUGCUGUUGACAAAUUUCAGGAGGUCCAAAUUGUUAUUUUUUACUUGUAAAUGGAUUAACAUUAGUUUUUCAAAACCGUGAGUCAACAUAUUUUGUUAAAAUAUCUCAUCACGGCGCACAGUCAUACAUUAUACAUUAUACAUCUUUAAAAAAAUUGUUGAUUAUUAAAUUUUUGUUUUUGACUUGUCACCACCUGAAGGAAACUGUCAUCGUAAUAUCAAGUGACCCACCUCAAUUAAGGAGUUCUUUGUUCGAUUCUCAACAGUACCAUUUAAACAUUGAUAAAAGUAAAAUUAAAAGCUAUCUUAAAAUUAAUCCGCAACUCAGCAGGAUAGGGAAACCACAAUUCAAUAUAGUAAAGGUACAGAUAUAAAAACUGGUAUAUUGUAAUCAUCUUCGCUACGACGAAGGUUAAAAGUACCAUUGUGAAUCGGUCAUUACACUCUUUAAUUGGAGGGUCACUUGUAAUAACGUCGACAAAAUACCUUUACGUUUUUAUUUUAAAAUUUGCACUUCCAGCCAGUCAUUGUUAAUUGGCACUAGAUAAAUAACUUUACAACUCGUGUUAUCAAUACAGAAAUAAUUAUGUAAACAUUGUAUUAAGCUUAAUGUGCUUAGUUUUUUAUUUGAAUACUUCUUGAUGUUAAAUAAAUUCGAAUUACUGAACCAGUUUUUCAGUCAUUACAAUGUUUCAGUUUAACCUUUUAGUUUGAUUUCAACUAUGUUAUUUUGCCAUAUUUCAGAAGAAUGAAAUUUUAACCCCCUGAAGUCUUAAAAGCAGAAAAUGGCCAGGUUUAGAAAGUUGAAGAAUAUUUGCCUCGGUGUCGGGGCUAUCGGUGGUACUGCGGCGGUAUUUGCUGUGGUUGUCGAGAACUACCUGGGCGGUUCUUGGUUUAAGCUUCGAACACAGUUAAUUGCUGAGGCGGACGAGAAUAAGAAGAAUGCAUUUAAAAAGUGGGAUAAUAACUGGGACUUCAGGGACGUGAAGGACAACAACAAUAACAACAACAAGAUUCCCACAGCCUCAAGGAACAUAAUUCUGGUGAGGCACGGGCAUUAUAAUUUGGAUGGUAAAGAUGAUAAGGAGAGAUAUCUCACCGCUCUUGGUUUAGAACAGGCCAAGAUUACAGGAGCUAGGUUAGCUGAACUAAACCUGCCUUACACCUACAUUGCUCGGUCGAGGAUGACAAGAGCAAUAGAGACUGCAAAUCUGAUCAAAGAAGCCCUUCCAACUGUUCCGUUGCUUCCGGAGGACGGAUUAUUGAAUGAAGGAAACCCUAUAGUUCCAGAACCUAGGGGAACAUGGAGACCAGACUUCUAUUAUGAGACGGACGGUGGGCGUAUUGAGGCCGCGUUUCGUAAAUACUUUCACCGGGCAGAUGUUGAACAGACAGAGGACAGCUAUGAGCUUAUUGUCUGUCACGCCAAUGUUAUCAGAUACUUCCUUUGCCGCGCUCUACAGCUUCCUCCCGAGGCGUGGCUGCGCAUUUCCUUAAAACAUGCUUCCUACACGUGGCUGGUGGUUCGUCCUGAUGGCGAAGUACAUACAAGGGGAAUCGGAGAGUCGGGGCAUUUUCCGAAAGACAAGCUCUCAACUACUUACAGUCCAGAGGAAGAGGAGAAAAGGAAACAGGAGAAACUUCGCAAACAACAGGAAAAGAAUCAGGAACAGAAACUCUAGGAUUCUGAACAGGAGGAAAAUUCUCUCCGUUCUUGUGCCUUUAUGUGAAUCCUGAACCAGAUCAUUGAGGAAUUGGAUUGAAAAUGAAAUAUUUUUUACUGAGAAUCCAAACAAA
Eurytemora carolleeae is the source of this 1904-nucleotide messenger RNA. Its product is annotated as serine/threonine-protein phosphatase PGAM5, mitochondrial. The transcript is spliced from 11 exons. Gene Ontology annotation, biological process: positive regulation of mitochondrial fission. Lineage: Eukaryota; Metazoa; Arthropoda; Copepoda; Calanoida; Temoridae. The record is from RefSeq and is a predicted model, not a curated record. Bases 893 to 1789 code for a protein of 298 amino acids. Gene Ontology annotation, cellular component: mitochondrion.